This is a messenger RNA of Aphidius gifuensis, 1355 nucleotides long. RefSeq lists its product as uncharacterized. Lineage: Eukaryota; Metazoa; Arthropoda; Insecta; Hymenoptera; Braconidae. The record is from RefSeq and is a predicted model, not a curated record. The transcript has 8 exons. The coding region runs from base 318 to 1355 and encodes 345 amino acids.
AGAGGGGGCAAGAAAGAGAAAACACGGGGAACAACGGGGAAGCUAAUUAUCGGAAAAAUCCGUUAAUCAUCGACUUUAUUCGGCUAAUAAUAAUAACAGUAAUAUUAAAAUAAAUUAAAUAAAUAAUCGUAAAUAAUUAUUUAUCAUUUGAUUUUUAUAAAAAAAUAAUAAUUGAUAAUAUGUCAUUUACAUCAAGGUUAAUAUUAAUCCUAGAAAAUAGAUUAAAAAUAGCUGAUAAGAUUAUAAGUAUUUUGAUAAUAAAAUAUACCUGAAUUGUUAGUUGCACUUUUAAAAAACAAUAACAAAAAAUAUUAAUAAUGCAAUUAUUUGAAUUAUUUAUAUUUUUAAUAAUUUUUAAAACAACAAUUUGUACUGAUUGUCAAGAAUCAGUAGGUAUCAAUGAAAACUGCAAAUGUUCAAAGUGUCUUCCAGGAUUAAUUUGUUCACCGGAUGAUAUUUGUGUUAUUGAUAAAGGUACUUGUGAGUCACAAAAAUGGGAAGAACCAAGAGGAUUAUGGACACCUUGCUGUGAUAAGGAUACAGGUGAUUAUUGUCCAAGACAAUGUAAAGGAGAAUACAGAACAGGACGUUGCUUUUGUUAUAAUUCAAAAGGUUCAAGAAUUUUUGGAUCAGCAUGGUGGAAAGAUGCUGCCAAUAUGACAUGUGCUUGUAGCAGAAAAAGAGAAGAGUUAAAAAAUUCAAGACCAGAUUUAUCAAUUCAUUGUACUGAAAAUGGUAAUUAUGAUGAGCUCCAAUGUGAUAAUGGAUUAUGCUGGUGUGUUGUACCUGAAACUGGAAAACUUGUUGAAAAAGUUUAUCCAGAAUCUAUGAUGAAAUUACUUCCAUGUUAUAAUGAGACAAAAGUUGGUAGUCAAUAUUUACGACAAUGUGAAAGUAAAAAAAUUUCAAGAGCUGAAAUACUUGAUAAAUUAAAAAAACAUGGUAGACCUUUUGCACAUAUUGAUGAUGCUUUUUGUGAUGGUGAUGGAAGCUAUGGUGUCUACAAGCUCAGUAAAAAAGUUGUUUUUUGUACUUGGAAAGAUUCAAGUAGACUUGAUAAUUACCAAAGUACAACUGCAAAUAUUCUCUCCAUGAAUUGUAAUUGUGCACGAGACAUGAGAAUAUAUCAAGAAAAUAAAAUGAGCUUGUUGUUGAGCUGUGAAGGAAAUGGAAAUUAUGAAAAAUUACAAACAAGUAAUGGUUAUCCUUUUUGUGUGGAUGACGAUGGUUAUGCAACAACUCCUCUUGGACCUUUUGGAGAAACAUGUGACUUUAUUUCGAUACUCGUGUCAAUGUCAAGCAAUGAUAAAUCUAUAUACUUUUACCUUGAAUUUAUAAAUUUCCUUUUAAAGUAA